Messenger RNA from Danio rerio (zebrafish), 1939 nucleotides. RefSeq names its product acetyl-CoA acetyltransferase 1 (gene acat1). Gene Ontology annotation, molecular function: acyltransferase activity; acetyl-CoA C-acetyltransferase activity; acyltransferase activity, transferring groups other than amino-acyl groups. Gene Ontology annotation, biological process: fatty acid beta-oxidation. The record is from RefSeq and is marked provisional. Gene Ontology annotation, cellular component: mitochondrion. Lineage: Eukaryota; Metazoa; Chordata; Actinopteri; Cypriniformes; Danionidae.
GAUUGGGUGUCACUUCUCCAAGCGUUUACUUCGGAUAUUUGAAGGUGAAAUUUGGGAACUGCGCUUUAUUGAGUACAGUAUUUCAUCGCGAAAAUGACAUCUCGUGCACUUUACAGUACACGUUCGCAACUGUGCAGACAUCUGGCACAUAAAUAUCUGAGUAGGUCCUACAGCACACGACCAUCUCUAAAUGAAGUCGUCAUCGUCAGUGCUGUCAGGACUCCUAUAGGGUCAUUUAAAGGAAGCCUGUCCACAUUACCAGCCACUAAACUGGGCUCCAUUGCCAUUAAAGGGGCUAUUGAUAAAGCAGGAAUCCCUGUUGAGGAGGUGAAGGAGGUUUACAUGGGCAAUGUGUUGCAAGCAGGAGAAGGACAAGCACCAACCAGACAAGCUCUUCUGGGUGCAGGUCUUCCUCUGUCCACGCCGGCAACCACCAUUAAUAAAGUGUGUGCCUCUGGGAUGAAGUCCAUCAUGCUGGCCUCUCAGAGUCUCAUGUGUGGCCAUCAGGAUGUGAUGGUUGCUGGUGGGAUGGAGAGCAUGUCUCAGGUUCCUUACAUCAUGGCCAGAGAAGCACCUCCUUAUGGCGGAGUGAAGAUGGAGGAUCUGAUUGUUAAGGACGGCUUGACGGACGUCUACAACAAAUUCCACAUGGGCAACUGUGCUGAGAACACGGCUAAGAACAGCAGCAUCUCCCGGGAGGAGCAGGACGCUUUUGCUAUCAAAUCCUACACCCUCAGCAAAGCAGCGUGGGAGUCCGGCAUCCUGGCCAAAGAGGUGGUUCCUGUGAGCAUCCCGCAGAGAGGAAAACCAGAUGUUGUUGUGAAGGAGGAUGAAGAAUAUAGAAAGGUCGACUUCAGCAAAGUCCCCAAACUCAAGGCUGUCUUCCUGAAAGAAAACGGCACCGUGACGGCAGCUAAUGCUAGCACACUGAAUGAUGGCGCAGCGGCUCUCGUGCUCAUGACAGCAGAUGCAGCGCAGAGACUCAACGUCACACCACUCGCAAAGAUCGUUGCUUUUGCUGAUGCUGCCGUCGCCCCGAUCGACUUCCCAAUCGCUCCAGCCUUCGCUGUGCCCAAGGUCCUAAAGGCGGCCGGCAUUAAGAAAGAAGACAUCGCAAUGUGGGAGAUCAAUGAAGCCUUCAGUGUUGUGGUUCUGGCCAACAUCAAGAUGCUGGACAUCGACCCGGACAGAGUCAAUAUCAACGGAGGAGCCGUUUCCCUCGGACAUCCAAUUGGAAUGUCAGGGGCGAGAAUCGUAGGACACAUGGUGCACAAUCUGAAAUCGGGACAGUACGGGCUGGCGGGAAUCUGCAAUGGAGGGGGCGGGGCUUCCUCAAUUGUGAUCCAGAAAUUUUAGAUUGCUCUUAAAGGGAUAGUACACGCAAAAAUGAUGAUUUUUUUUUUCAGUAUGCAUCCACCCUCAAGGGGUUUCAAACCUGUUAUACACAAAAAGAUGUUUCGAAGAAUGCUGAAAACCUGUAACCAUUGACUUCAAUAGUAGGAGAAACAACUAUUAUUGAAGUCAAUGGUUUUUGACAUUCUUUAAAAUAUCUUAUUUUCUUUUUAACAAAAGAAAGAAACUCACAAAGGGUGAGUGAAUGAUGACAAAAUUGUAAUUUUUGGGUGAACUAUCCCUUUGACAUAAAAUCUGUAGGUUUUAGACUUUGGGAUGGAUAUUCAUCAUGCCGACUCGGUCCAAAAAGUGAGCACUUCUCUUUCUCUUUGUCUAUAGAAAAGGUAACUCAUGUUUUUCACUUAAAAAAAUAAGCAAACCUUAUCAUUUCCAUACUGUAUGUUCAAUAUCUCAGAUGGUAGUAUUUAUUGGGUGCACUUGUUGCAUCUAGUGCUCAUUGUAAAUGAGUAUUUAAUGUUGUUCUCAAAGUAAUGUUUUAAUGACAGGGAUAUAUCUGUUACUGCAAUAAAAGAGACUGUUGAUUGUU